AUGCGAAUCGGGUUUCUUGAAUUCUAUCGAUCUAUCAGUUUCUGUCUAAGCCUGUUUAUAUUUAACGGUCGAUCUAAGUAUACGUAUAUCGAAAUUUGUUUCUAUCUAUCGAAGUUUAUUUCAAAUCUGAAUCUGUUUCUACCAAUCGGUUUGUCUAUAAACUUUCAUCCGGGUACUGUGAGUUCAAGUCCUGUCGUAAUCUAUUGCAUUUACAUCUAUCUAUUUCCGUCUGGUCAUUAUCUAUCUAUCUAUCUAUCUAUCUAUCUAUCUAUCUAUCUACAUCUAUUCAUUAUCUGUAUCUACCUAAUUAUCUAUCUUCUUCCUUAUUUAUCUAUCGAUCGAUUUCAAUCUUCUGUUCAUUAUCUAUCUAUCAUCUAUCUACCUAUCUAUCAUUAUCUAUCUAUCUAUCACAGUCUGUUCUAUCUAUCUAUCUAUCUAUCUAUCUAUGUUCAUUAUCUAUCUAUCUAUCUAUGUCUGUUCAUUACCUAUCGCUCACAUCUGUUCAUUAUCUAUCUAUCAAUAUAUGUCUGUCCAUUAUCUAUCUAUAGCUCACAGUCUGUUCAUUAUCUAUUUAUCUAUCUAUGUAUCUUCUAUCUCGGUAUGUCUGUCUCUCUGUCUAUCUAUCUAUUUAUCUAA
This is a messenger RNA of Acanthosepion pharaonis, 636 nucleotides long. The record is from the annotation of a GenBank genome assembly. NCBI's taxonomy places the organism in Eukaryota, Metazoa, Mollusca, Cephalopoda, Sepiida, Sepiidae.